Molecule: messenger RNA, 1417 nt
Organism: Pomacea canaliculata
Lineage: Eukaryota; Metazoa; Mollusca; Gastropoda; Architaenioglossa; Ampullariidae
Product: E3 ubiquitin-protein ligase Midline-1-like
Exons: 2
Coding region: 53-1123 (356 amino acids)
Molecular function (GO): zinc ion binding
Source: RefSeq, a predicted model, not a curated record
CCCAGUUGAGAAGAACGGUUUGCUUCCGGGAACAGUCAGUUUGCCUACUAAGAUGGCGACAGCAUCAGCUCAGCCAAACGAAAGAGAGUGUCCGGUGUGCAUGAAUGAAUUCGAGACACCAAAGAUUCUACCGUGUGGUCAUCUCCUGUGCCGAAAAUGUGUUCUUCCGUUGUGUAAAACUAAUGCUUGUCCGCUGUGUAGAUGUCAAAUUGUUGAUUCACCGUAUCACUGGAUGUUAAAAUUUAAAAUGAUGAAGAUAGAAAACGUUGUCAACAACCUGCCGACAGAUUACAUGAUGGAAGCACUGGUGCAGAGUGCUCGUGUGCUGAGUAAAGAUCCCGUAUGUUCCACAUGCGAUGCCAACAACAAGGCUGAGUUUAUCUGUAUGCAGUGCCUGGACAUGAUGUGUUCAUCAUGUCACAAGAUACACAAGAAGAUGUCAGUGUCCCGCAGUCACGAUGUGGAGAGUCUCUCCUCUGUGACACCUGAGCGUCUGGCUGCUAGCGGCCCCCCGCUGUGUGCUGACCACGGCGACAAACAGUUUCUCUUUUGUCAAGAUCACGGACUCGCUCUCUGUGCAUCCUGUAAAGAUGAAAGACACAGUCAAUGUCAAGCAGUUAACAAGCUGGACGACGAAAUGAUAUCAGCAAAGAAGUCUCUGGACACGUUGAUUGACCAGGUAACUAAGGAGGAGGAAAAGCUGAAAAAAGAAAUUGCUGAGAUGGACUCACUUGUCAAAGACGUGGACAUCAGCAGACACGAAGACAUGGCGCAGAUAGACAAAGCAUGUGACCGUCUCCAAAUCCUGGUGGAAGAAUUCUGUAUUAAUAUGAAAAGACAAUCCGAAGCGUCUCAUAACUCUUCCAAACAAAACCUUUGUCGCAACAAGAACAGAUGCAGUGAAAAGCUGGCAAGUGUGACAUCACAUAAGCGCAUCAUCUUUAAAGCCAAAGAAGUGUCGCCACGGCCAGCACUGAUCCACCUGGCGAAGGCUCUCACAAACAGGGUCAACUAUGUUGAAAACUCAUACCAUCAGUUCAUGACUCCGUCAAGAGUUGGGACAAGUUGUGAGGAUAUGGUUCGAAAAAUCGAGGAAAUGUUGAACAAGAGUUUAAUGUACUAGUGUUAUACUGAAUUUGAAUGAUCUGUAUAGAAUAUUGACAAAGACAGAUUUCUAAUAAAAACAAAUGUUUACUAUUUCAGUUUUUAGAAUAAUUAGUAUUCCUUGCUUUAUUUUGUCAUAGUCUUUUAAAUAUUUGUUUGUUAAGUACUUAUGCGAUUAAUCAUUGUUUUUACUAUAAUAACAUUAGCAGCCCUUUAGAUGUAGAAUAAACUGCAGGUGUGUUAAGGUCUAAACUGUGUUUAUGUACACUUUCCUGUCUUUCGAAAAUAGAAAAUAAAAUGUUCGGAAUAUUUA